Messenger RNA from Scheffersomyces coipomensis, 438 nucleotides. RefSeq lists its product as uncharacterized. The coding region runs from base 1 to 438 and encodes 145 amino acids. The record is from RefSeq and is a predicted model, not a curated record. NCBI's taxonomy places the organism in Eukaryota, Fungi, Ascomycota, Pichiomycetes, Serinales, Debaryomycetaceae. The transcript has a single exon.
AUGACAGUCGCAGACUUGAUAUCAAAGAUAUCUUUAACACACCAUAACUGGUCAUGGCAAAAUUUCACUAAACAGCCUUGGGCCCUUGCAGCUUCGCUUUUAACUGUUUUUAUCAUAGAUCUUACCAUUUACUUGUUUGCGAGUAAUAGUACUCGAACAUACCUAACCACUUCAGAAUUGAAAAACUAUCAUGCUGAGGGUGAUAUCAAGAAGUUUGAUUGGCAACUAUUCUUUGUGGCAGGUUCUUUACAUACAUUGAAAGAGAUAAUAGAUGGUGCUUUUUAUUUCAUGGUUUUAUGUGGUUUCCUAUAUUUGGCUAUAUUGGUUGGUUUAUUUCAGGGUGAUAGAGUAAAUGGUGCCUUGAUAUUUUAUUCACAUACUGCAGUCUACGUUUUAGUUCGGUUUAUUGGAGUAGGAUUGCCAAUACCUAGUCAAUAG